CAAUAUUGCGAUUAUUUAAUUUUAAAUGAUAUAGUGAUCUUUUUAGCCACUUGUCGGCAAGCAAACAGAUGAAAUAACUUCAGACAAGUUGCUCUGAAAUAAUUAAGAGGGGGUUCCGGUCUUUUGUUGAUAUUUAUGAACGCGUAUUUCUACUAUGCACAGCAGCAGUUGGAAUAAGUUAAUUAAAAAUAACGAGAGCUACAGAUAUGAGCUUAAAGCCAGCAACGAGAAGAAACACUGCACAGUUGGGCUUAGUUUCACGCAAAUCGCCUUUGAUCAUAAUGAAGAAUACUUGAUAGCAAUAGACACCAAAGGAUACCUGCAUUGUAUCGAAUUGUCCAAAGAUGCUCCAUAUUAUAAAAAAUUAAGAAAAGUCGGGCGAGCCACCUUUCUCGCAUUUAAUACUUUCUGCAAAGCAGAAAUAUUGAUAGGACUCGACACGGGUAGCAUAAAGAUUUUCAAGCUUCAUGAUGAUGACAAGUUCCAUGUACUGUCUGGUCAUAAAUCAACACCGGUGCAUGUCUCCUUUUACAGAGAUUAUUGUGUGACAAAUUCUCGAAAUGAGGUGAUAAUAUGGCAUCUGCAAUCCUGUAGCAAAGCUCAUCAACUAAAAGUCAGUGCGAGAAACGUCAUAAUCAAGAAAGCUGUUUUCUCGAAUAUGGGCCAUAUAGUUGUGUUGUAUCAUAAUGACACUAUGCAGGCUUGGAAUUUUGAGCAACUGGAUAAGGACACCAAGAUUGACACAAAGAUAUUUGGAAUUCGUUGCAUUCGGGAUUUUGUCUUCACAAAAGAUGGGAGAGCCAUGAUAAUGGCAAGUACAGGAAACAUAAGCAUUCUCAAUACAUAUAAUUGGAGUUUGUUGAAGAAACUAUGUCUACCUGAAAACAUUGCAGAGAUAAGACAAUUGUCUAUCGUUCCAUAUCUGCUGGAUGGCGGAGCAAAUAAAAUCGUUGCACUGCUGUCUAAGAAAUGUGUUCUUUAUUUUUGUGACAUAAAUGCAUCAAGCUUUCUCGAGACUUCUGUGCCCCUUGAGGGAAUCAAAAAGUUCAUAGUUUCAUUUGCCGGCAGAUAUAUAGCAUAUGUAGAUCAAGAAGGAUGUUUGAAUAUAACACAUGUGGACAAAAUAAUUUCUAAAAAAUGUCAUCAGCCAAAAAAGUUAUUAGACCCAUGCAGAUUACGUGCACACAAGAUAAGUGAUCAUUUGACAUGCGUUAGACAAAGUAUGGAGAAAGAAUUGGAUAUGAAACGACUGAUGCCUAUUCUGAGAGAAUUCGGUGAAUAUCCAGAGAAGUAUCGCAUGUUAAUUUGGUCAACUGUUUUAAAACUACCCGUUAAUAAAAAUGCGUAUACUGCCUUGAUGAAUAAGGUGACACAUGGAGAAUCUAUUUUGGAUAUUUUGAAAAAGCAUCCCUUGAUGGAUAGAAACAAGGCUUCACUGUUAGCCAUGACAAUGAAUUGCUUGUUACAAUGGUGUCCUCUGCUCGUACAAAGCCAGUUUCUUCCCAGCUUUAUUUUUCCAUUUAUUGUGGUGUUUCAGAAAGAUCCUUUGCUUGCUUUUGAGCUAAUUUUAAACAUCCUGCUAAACUAUUGCCAGAAAUGGUUCGAGUAUCAUCCUUUGCUACCGUUGAACAUUUUGGGAAUCAUCGAGAAUAUUCUUCUAGAAGCAGACCCUGUACUACUUAAUACCUUUUGCGACCACAAAAUCACGAGCAGCGAUUACGCAUGGCCAUUGCUGCAAACUGCAAUGAGCGAAGUGUUAUCGGGAGACGAGUGGCUGAUCUUGUGGGAUCAUCUGAUUUCUCUUCAAAAGCCUUCCCUUCUAUUGAUGUGCGUUGCUGCUUAUAACAUUUAUUCGAGAGAAAAUAUUAUCUCCUUAAUAAAGUCAUCCGGAGAUAUCCAAGCAUUUUAUAGUACUCAAAGUCACAUCAGAGCCAAGGAUUUGUUAAAGAUUGCAAAAAGAUUGGAUCAGGAAAUACCAGAACGAAUGCAUCCUAAUCGUUAUCUGAGAGACAAAUUAUUACAACUGAAUCAUACUGGACCUUAUCCUUCGUUUAUAUUAAAAGAGUAUCCAAAAUUUCUUAUCGAUAAUUCCAACAAUUUUGCAAACUUGAAAAUGCAAGAGUGUAAUCAUUACACUGCAGAUCUUGCUGAAAGAAGAAGAUUACAUGAGGAGAAUAAAGCUUUUUUAAAGCAAAUUCAUGAAGCAAGACAGAAUGAGGUACAAAAAUGCUUUCGGGAGCAUAUUAGUAAUCAUUUGUAUAAAAGUUCUAAAGAUUCACAAUUAGGAAGAGUUCAAGAAUGUGGAAAGUGCAAGGAACAUGGAAUCUCAAAUUUUGAAAAUGCUAAAUCAAGAAAUUACGAAAAAUUGCAGCGGGAUAUAAAAAAACUCGAAUAUGAAGUGCAAAGUUUCUUAGAUGCACUGAGACCUUGUAGAUCAAAAGUGGAUGUUAGUUAGGACAUAUUUUUAUAAUAUAAAAGUCGAUAUCAUUAAAAAUUUGGACAAAAUAGAAUAACGUUUUAACUUAAUCAUUACGCAAUUGGAAUGCUAUUACUUUUUAUUGUAAUUUUUAAAAAAUUUUACGUGCAAAUUCUUAUAAAUAACUAUUGCAUCUUUAUAUUGU
Molecule: messenger RNA, 2621 nt
Organism: Linepithema humile (Argentine ant)
Lineage: Eukaryota; Metazoa; Arthropoda; Insecta; Hymenoptera; Formicidae
Product: TBC1 domain family member 31
Cellular component (GO): centrosome
Molecular function (GO): protein binding
Source: RefSeq, a predicted model, not a curated record